AUGAAGUUUGCGAAAGAACUAGAGCGCGAUCUCGUGCCGGAGUGGCGGCUCAAGUACUUGGACUACAAGGUUGGCAAAAAGAAGCUCAAAGGCAUCAGUCGAGCCCUCCGCACCGUAGAAGCGACCCCACGACUUCGACGACGCGGCAUCAAUGUCCUCCCCUCGCCCUUGGAUGCAGCCCCAAAAUACACGUACCUCAAUCGCGACCAUGCGCGACAAGGCGAGACGGGCAAUACAAGAGAUCCCGAAGACUUGAGGGCCCUCGCCAUAACGAACAGCCAGAGCCAGCAUAGCUUGCAACAGAGAGCGCAUGGCGACGGAACUGGACGCACACCAGAAGAAGAGCCAUUGACACAGAGCGGGAGCGAGCAACGAGACUGGGGCAAUAACUACGGCAGCUUUGGUGGAAACCUACCCGAUGGCGCGCAGAGCAAGUCUACAGCCAAGGCCAAGGCACCGCCUUCUCUGAAGCUCCCUGGCGCAGCUCUAGAUCCUGAGGAUGUCUCCCCCCAAGUUGGUGGUGCGUCAGGCGCAUCGAUGCGGAGACAGAAGAUAGUGACGCUUCCUCCCCCCGCGGAAAAUAGCAAUGAAAAUGCCUUCGAGGUCGGAAAGACGGUGUCGCCCAGCAAGCAUCACAGUUCGUUGCCAAACAGAUACAAGAGCGUCUUCAGCCCCAAGCGCAUGAACUCUCUGCCAGGACCCAUCACCCAACACAAGUCGCGUCCAUCAGUGCGCCGAAUAUUUUCGCUAAGCAACAAGACGCCUCCAGACAGCCCAGGCGAUGUCCCACUCGAAGCCUAUCGCGAUCUGGAUUUCCGGCAAGCCGAGUUCUUCAACUUCCUCGAUGGCGAAUUGGAUAAGAUCGAGGCCUUCUACAAGCAGAAAGAAGACGAGGCUACCAAGCGUCUAUCCGUGCUCCGCGACCAACUCCACAUUAUGCGAGAUCGACGUAUCGACGAUGUGAUCAAGCGUCAAACAGAUAAGAUCAACGCCAAGUCCCGCAAGAAGCAUGACGCAAAGUACGCCCUGAGCAACGGUCAGAACAGCAGCUCAGGUGAGGAGAAUCAGCAGACCAACAAGACAAAUGGAGGCACCCUCAAGGACACUUUCUUGAACCCCAUAGACGCUGCGUUGGACGCCAUCAAUGCAGGCAAGUAUGGGAAGAGCACCAAGAACAUAACACAAUUUGCGACACCAGCAGCACUUCAGCCCAAGGACCAUCUUGAUAGUCGUCGCGACUUUGCGAGACGCCCCGAGCUGCCUGAUGUACCUUACCAAACAGCAAAACGGAAGCUCAAAGUGGCACUACAAGAGUACUACCGAGGAUUAGAGCUUCUCAAAUCCUACGCGUUGUUGAACCGAACUGCCUUCCGAAAAAUCAACAAGAAGUACGAUAAGACUGUCAAUGCGCGACCAUCAUCGCGUUACAUGAACGAGAAGGUGAACCAGGCCUGGUUCGUGAACAGCGAUGUCAUCGAAGGUCACAUCAGAGCGACCGAGGACCUAUACGCAAGAUAUUUUGAGAAGGGCAAUCAUAAAGUCGCCAUUGGAAAGUUGCGUAUCAAGAUCGCACGAGCAGGCGAUUACACAGACAACACGUUCCGGAAUGGCCUGCUAUUGUCAGCAGGUACCAUACUUGGCAUCCAGAGCCUCAUCAAAGCAAGUCAAAUAACUGACCUGCAUGAUCCGGACGGGAGCGUGCUUGCGAUGAACACAAGCUAUCUACUACAGAUUUACGCUGGAUACUUCCUAAUCAACUUUCUUCUUCUCUUGUUUUGCUUGGCGUGUCGGGUCUGGCACGAGUAUAAAAUCAACUACGUUUUCAUUUUCGAAUAUGAUACCCGCCACCACUUGGACUGGAGGCAACUCGCAGAGCUUCCCUGUUGGACUUUAUUCAUGCUUGGACUGUGUAUGCAAAUCAACUUCCAUCAGGUCGGAGGAGACAACCUUUAUCUCUACUAUCCAGUCAUCCUUAUCGGUAUAUCGGUCUUGCUUUUGUUCAAUCCUUUGAGGAUCUUCUACUUCCGCACUCGCAUGUGGUUGUUGUACUCACUAUGGCGCCUGUUGCUCGCCGGCAUAUACCCCGUCGAAUGGCGAGACUUCUAUCUAGGUGAUAUGUUCUGUUCUCUAACCUACAGUAUGAGUGGUAUCGCAUUGUUUUUCUGUCUCUACGCGCAUGACUGGAACAACCCUCCCCAGUGUAACUCAUCUCACUUGCGUGUCACCGGCUUUCUCAGUACGUUGCCAGGUAUAUGGCGAUUGAUGCAAUGUCUACGCCGCUACAAAGACACUGGAAACAAGUUUCCUCAUCUGCUCAACGGCGGAAAGUACAUGGCAACCAUCCUGUUCUAUGCCUCCAUCAGCAUUUACCGCAUGGACCAGAAAACGUCCACCAAGGCGGUCUUCAUAAUGUUCGCGACUAUCAACGGCAUCUACACGAGCUUCUGGGACAUCUACUACGACUGGAGUCUCGGUGAUCCGCAUGCCAAGCACCCAUUCUUGAGGAAGGAGCUUGGAUAUAAGAAGGUGUGGUGGUACUAUACUGCCAUGUGCAUUGAUCCAAUCCUGCGGUUCAACUGGGUAAUGUAUACUGUUACACCCCUCCAGCUACAACAUUCAGCUGUCACCUCUUUCUGUGUCUCCCUCAGCGAGAUCUUCAGGAGAGGCAUGUGGUCCGUCUUUCGUGUCGAGAACGAGCACUGUACAAAUGUUGGUCGAUUUCGCGCAAGCAGGGAUGUCCCACUGCCGUACUACGUACCCAUGGACGCUGAGGUGGAGGAAGAUCAUACUUCUGGAAUCCCUCGCGCGCCUACACAAAUCGAUGAGGAACAACCUGACGAACACCGUCCACGGACACCAACAGAGGAACAGGCUCGUCGUCCAGCUACAGCGACAGGAUCAGAACUCGGACACUCUCAAUUGUCCGCUCGCAAGCGCCGCGGUCCCCAAGACGAGUUCCGACCUUCACCCCUACAGCGUGCAUUCACACAUGUCGGUGAUAUCUUCCGCGACGCGCACGCUCAGGACUUUGAGCGCAAGUUGAAACCUGAACUUGGUCGUGAUCCUCGUGAUGCGAACAAAAUGGAAGAAGACGACACAGAUGACGAAUCAGAUAAUGACGAGGAGCAAGAAGAGGUUCCAGAUAGAGACGACAAUGAUAGCGCGGAUAGCAGGAAUAGUGAUGCAGAACUUGAGGUCGGUAACGAGGUCGAAGACGACGAGGAACAGAGUGCACUGUCACGGAUACGCGAAGACUUUGCAGUCGGCGUGAGCGGUGCGAGAAGCGACUGUACACAUCAAGAGUAG
Messenger RNA from Alternaria atra, 3306 nucleotides. RefSeq lists its product as uncharacterized. Gene Ontology annotation, cellular component: cytoplasm; plasma membrane; Golgi apparatus. Gene Ontology annotation, molecular function: inositol hexakisphosphate binding. The coding region runs from base 1 to 3306 and encodes 1101 amino acids. Lineage: Eukaryota; Fungi; Ascomycota; Dothideomycetes; Pleosporales; Pleosporaceae. The record is from RefSeq and is a predicted model, not a curated record. Gene Ontology annotation, biological process: cellular response to phosphate starvation; phosphate ion transport. The transcript has 7 exons.